Molecule: messenger RNA, 453 nt
Organism: Microplitis demolitor
Lineage: Eukaryota; Metazoa; Arthropoda; Insecta; Hymenoptera; Braconidae
Product: potassium voltage-gated channel subfamily KQT member 1-like
Exons: 3
Coding region: 1-453 (150 amino acids)
Source: RefSeq, a predicted model, not a curated record
AUGAAAGAUCGUCCUCGACAUCACGAACACGGGAUGCCCCUAGAAGAAGUACAGGGACUGCUUACGCCGUCCUCCAAAACAGGUAACCGGGGUCCAUUGAAUGUGACGAUCGUCCAGGUAGGCAGUGGCGGAAAUGGAAGUGGCAGAGGAAGCGAAUUUCUCGGGCUGGAAUCAAUGGCUGAAUUGAAGCCAACCCCUUCACCGCUGUCCGAGACCAGUGCGACUUUGCAAUCUGACAACAAUGAUACUUUUACUGGAGGUGUAGAUCCACGGCUGCUGCUUAGUAAUGUUCCGGGAGGUGUUUCCACUGAGGGCGAUCGUAACACGUGGGAGGGCCGAUAUCACGUAAAAGAACAUCGGCGAGCAGGCAAGGCGACUUUUCAAGGUCAAGUUUACAAUUUCCUGGAACGACCUACUGGCUGGAAGUGCUUCCUCUACCACUUUUCUGUGUAA